This is a messenger RNA of Symbiodinium sp. CCMP2456, 4866 nucleotides long. NCBI's taxonomy places the organism in Eukaryota, Dinophyceae, Suessiales, Symbiodiniaceae. The record is from the annotation of a GenBank genome assembly.
AUGAGUGCCUCGCUGUCAUCCUGGAGCCUUGCGACGGUGGUGAACUGGCUUCAGAAAUCUGGACACGACAGCCUGGUCCCCGUGUUUGAGAAGGAGCGGAUCGACGGUCAGGCUCUGCGGUCUCUCACUCUCGACCUCCUGAAAAAGCUGGAGGUGUCACAGGAUCAGGCCAAAGCCCUGCUUGCAUCCAUAGCCGAAGUGCGGAAACGUGAGAUGAGCGACAGAGACGAGAUGGCAGGCGGCGCUUCAACAUCGCUUGGCGGGGCCUACGAGCCAUGCAAAGUCGUGCUGCUCAUGGGGCCUCCUGCCAGCGGUAAGUCGACCUUGGGGGAGAACUUGGCCAAGCAUUUCAAAGGCAAACACAUUGAUCUCGGUGUCACCCUCCGUGAAUUUUCGAGUCGGCCUCCAGAAGACACCCUAGUCGAGGCCCUGCGUCAAGAGAUGGAGGAGGCAGUCCGCACAGUUACUGCGAAACCUGCCCACUUCGUGUUGGUAAAUGGCUUCCCUCGCAUGAUGGACGGCUUUCGGUUCUGGCAGAACCACUCAGAAGUGGUGAAGCCUUCCUUGGUAUUGGUUCUCGAGGCUCCUGAUGACGUCCUAAAGGAAAGAGCCGAGCAAAGAGGCCGGGAGGGAGACGAGAAGUUUGAGGAAAGGCUCGGGUUCUACAGGGCGAGCACGGAGCCGGUGAUCUCUGCAUUCCGCAAAGCCGGGAUCACGCGGCAGAUCGAUGCCACAGGGAGCCCUCAGCUUGUCUCAGGAUCUGCACGGUUUCACAUGCAACCUUCUUUGGUCUUUGCCUGCGGCGACCCGAAACUCUGUGGCGCCGUGUGCCGACAGGCAGUUGCAAGGCUGGGGACCCGCCUGAAGCACAUCAACGUCGACCGCAUCCGCGAAGCCGUGGGCAGCAAGUUUGUGGCUCCCGAAAUCUUCAAGGAGGUUGCGAUGUAUGGACCUUUCGGAAGCCCGAUUCUCCUAGAAGGUUUUCCACGCGACCUGGAAGAGCUCAAGACCCUUCCCGAAGACGGUCUGGUGACUCUGGAUUUUAACUCAGGCCUCGACUUUUCGAAGAGUUUUGUGCGAUCCUUCCAAGACGCGGAGGUUGGCUCUGUGGAUGCAGUCGUGAAGCUGCUGCAAUGCUGCCAACCCUUACAGGUGUCACCGAUUUUCUCGGCCAUUGGGCUUCUGAAGAGCUGGAUGGACGCUGCCCGGCACAUGCCGUGGUGGGAUUUCUCCUUCUUCCUCUCCGAGGCCCAGCCGAGCUACUUGACAUACAUGCGGCAAGAAUCAGCUAUAGCAGCGCGACACCCUGCUGGAGAUGCUGGCUACAUGCGGCCCUCUGUGAGCCCUCCGAUGGAUGCUUGGCUUGGUUGGUUCACCCAUCAGCUGCACACGGACGACUAUGCUGGCUUUUGCCAGCGGCUGGCUGGGGUUGGGCUCGGUGUGGGACCAUUGCCUCCGGCUACGUGGAAGGCAAAGGAAGAGAAGGCUGCAGCUGUGGAGAAGCCCAGAGAGGUUGCCUCUCAGAUCUCAAUGGAAGCAGACGCGUUAGUUAACGUUCCCACAGCCUUUGUCCUUGCCUUUGCUGCCUUUGAAGAAGCUGGCCUUACACCUCUCAGUGAUCCGAGAGCUAUCGUCUUCCAGGUGGACAACCCUGCAGCCAAGCAGCCGGACUUGAUGUCGAGGUUUCUCAAGCUCCUGCAUGUAUUUUACAUUCGCUUUUUAAUCAUCAUGGGUGAGGCGGGGUCAAAGAGCCUAACCGGGCCUGCCGUAGAGAUGGACUGGAUAUGGCACGCCCAUAUGACGCACCCCCUGUAUUCUGAAGAUUGCCGGCGCAUAUUUGGCCAUUUGCUCCCUCAUGUGCCCUGCAAGCCUGGAGAGUCUGAGCGGAUACGCAGCUCGCCGAAAGAUGCAGGUCGAGUCGCCAUGUCACAAUUAAACGAGCUGCUGCGCUCUCAGCUGCGCGACCUAGCACAGUCUCCACAUCUCCAGGACGCCUUGAAGUGGGAGUUUAAGCACACUGAAGCAGACGAUGCUGUUGCCCUCGGCUGCUUCAUUCCAGGUGGAGACCGCGCUUGGCUGGCGGAGAAACUGAGGUCAGCUGGCGGGCGACUUGGGCAAGCCUUCCUGAAGUCGCUCCGAGACCCAGGACCCUGGACCUGCCCAAGCCCAACACAGAACGGGUUGGGAGGAGAUUCCAUGAAGCUCAGAGUGAGUGUGCAGCUCAUGUCUGGCGAAAAGGUUCUUGACCGUGUCAUGCCAAAGACUAGCACGGUGGCUGAGCUCGCAGCCAUCCUCCGUCAAGAGGGCGAAUCAGAGGACCUGAAGUUCUUCGUGCAGGGCACGGAGGUUGCUGCUGAUGCUCGUCUGGGCGACACGCAGGUUGCCCGUGGCUCUGUGGUGCAGCUGGUGCGAAUCAAACGGCCACCGCCGGUGGUAACAAGACGUACAUCCAGCCCAGACUGGAACCGUAUUCCCUGCACUUGCUUUACAGACUUUUGUGAGUUCCAUGUCCUUGCCGCUUCUGGCCAAAAAACACGCAAGUUCAUGCGAGACCUGCUCGAAGGGGACAUGGUGCGGACCGGAUCCUCCGUUGAAAGCGAGAAAUACCGGCAGAUCAGCAGGAUUUGGCGCUGUGCUGCUGGCCUCACUGAAACCGUUGAGGUGGAGCCAGGAUGCAAGCUCACUGUUGGCCAUCCGGUGCGAGUUAAUGGCUCCUGGUGCCGCCCCGAGACCUGCAAAGCACCCUCCUGCAGCUACGAGGUUCUUCCAGCCCUCAGUGGGGAAAAGCAUGUAGAGAACAAGCUGUUCGUGGGUUCCCUACCCCCUGACAUCCAGAAGGAGGAGAUCGAGUUUGUCUUCAAGACGUAUGGUACUGUCACUGAUGUGCAUGUCAUCGCUGGUGACAGCAGCUUUGGCUGCUUUAGGAAAUCGAUCGCAGACCGGACAAGCUUGCGCACCGCGCUCAGGAUCCGGGAGGAUGCAGAGAAUGCCAUCCAGGUGAAUUGGGCAAGAUCAAGCAAGGGAGGAAAAGAUGGAGGAAAAGGCGGCGGCGGUGGUGGCGGUGGCUGGAGCAACGGAUAUGGCAAGGGAGACGGCGGGCACUACGGCGGCUAUGGCGGUGGCGGUGGCGGCUUUGGCGGUGGUGGCAUGCAGGGCGGCCUCGGCGAAUCUUGGGACAGCUGGGGAAAGGGAGGAGGUGGAGGCGGAGGCUGCUAUGGAGGCAAAGGCGGUGGUGGCGGCUGGGAUGAUGGCAAAGGUGGCAAUGGCAAAGGUGGUACGAGGCUUUUCGUAGGCAACUUGCCCCCGGAUGUCACUGAUGACCAGCUUCAGUACGUCUUCAAAGCAUAUGGCAACGUGCUCAAGACUUUCAUCAUGUCCGGGAAGUCAAAGAGUGGCCAAAAUUGCGCCUUUGUAGAGUACGAGCUGUUCGACGAGGCAGAGACAGCAAUACAGACUUUGCACGAGAAAUAUGAGAUCAAGCCAGGUGCUGGCCCGAUCUUUGUGAAGCGGGAUCCUGGAUAUCUUGGACUUGGACCCAGCUCAGCCUGCCAGACGCACGAAGAGGUGGUAUGUUUGGACACGGCAGUCAAGUACGGUCUUGACACGGGCUUCGGUUUCGGAGCUGCAAGAUUGAUCAAGAACGUAAAGUUACAAACAGCUUUCGGCAGCAGGGCUGAUGCCAGACGUGCUUGGUCAUGCCCAGACUGUUUUUUCCACUGCGCCCCUGCCGAUGCUAAGAGCAUAGGCUUCAUCCAAACAGUGUGCGCUAUCAUUGGGACGGUUACUGUGACACGUGCUGCAAAGCGGGCAAUGUAUCCCCAAGCACGCCCGGUUGAGCCUUUGUUCAAUCGACUUCGCAUGGAAGCGCCCUGGCAACUGUUAUGGCGGCCCAUUACCACCGACAUCGCAGCACGUAUGGUCACUUGGACCGUGAAUCAGCACAAUGGCAGACGCUAUACCAUGGUCGAGACGCUGGACCAUUUGGCCCUUAAGCUGGAUUUGCUGGCGAGGUGGAUCACUUUCCAGAUGUUCGGCACCCUCGUGAAAGGUGGCUCGGAGGUCAAGCAAUGUGUCUGGGCUUACAGGAAGCAGCAGUGGUUCUGCCUCCUGAUGGAGAAGCUACGAAUUCCGCUACCACUUCUGCUACCUAAGCCGGUGUUCGUCAUCGUGGACAAUUUUGAAGAGGUUCUGCGGAAGUAUCCGGAACAAGCCAUGGCUUGGGCCGACGCGAUCGUCCACAGCCACAGCCGGAACAACUACGCCCGCGUCAUGUUCGUGGUAAACUCUGACUACGGUGCCGAAUCCUUGCUAAAUCUUGCCACUCGUGGGGUGCAUUUCGAAAGAAUUUGCAUGGAGCCUCCCAAAGAAGACUGGAGCGCAGACAAGGAGCUGCUGAAGCAGUGCGGCUCCAAUGUCGGCCUAUACUGGAUGGUUCUACGGCAACUACGCAAUGGAAGCCUUGACCGAUGUGAGGUUGACCAGUUCGUCAAGGAAACCCGUGCUCGCUGGAAGCGAGACUUCAGUGUCCCGUUUCCUGUUUGGCCACAUCAGUGGAUCUCCGCUCGUUGGCACUUCGGCCAGGCGAAGUGCGAACUUGCCAAAGGCUUGGCCGAGCUCUUGAAGUCUGAAUACAGGACGCCAGAGCAGAAUUUCAUUCGCGUGAACAAGAUUCUGGAGGUCGUGAUUCCUCAGUUGGAGCUGUUGGACUCGACCCAGCUCUUCGACACCUCGAUUGGCGAAUGGACAAGGCACAGUACAGCCACGGGCAAAACCCGGGAAGGGGCCUUCACCUUCUUCCGUCAGGUUUCUUGUCCUGCAGUAUUUUGGCCCCUUCAUGCAGGUCUCUUUCCAACGAGGGCACGAUGA